AUAUACACAUUGGCACUCACAUACAACCACCCGCAGCUAGUUGAGGCUGGCAACCGUGCAACACCGGUCCGUUAACUGUGAAACAGCUGUAUAUGACGGCGCGGCACUGCAUUGGAUGCUCUGAUUUAAAACGGUUUAUACAUUUAGCUACAUACAUGUUACACCUGGAUACGGUUGACCAGAGGACGACUGAUGGAGACAACAACAGUAGGAACGAGUCAGUUCGUUAACGUUAGCUAGGUAGUAUAUUAGCUUGCCAACGUUACGGUUAGUUGCUACGUCUCCCACUGCCCAGCUGUUCUCGCAGCUAACGUUACUUAGCGGUAGUAACCAUAUUAAAUUACUUGCACAUCAUACUAUCUACAGUAGCUAGAUAUUGUUAGUUAGCUACCUGCUGUAUCACAGAGUAUCUCAACCUUUGCCUGAAUCGUGCUGCUUAAAUGGAUGCACUUUUAAUAGCUACCUAGCUAAAUGCAUUGCUGCUAAUUGAUUGGAUAGAGGCUAUUUUUGCAUGAACGAUUCAAAAUCUAACGUUACAGCGUUAACAACUAACGACGUUAGGCGAACUAGCUAGCUUGCUAGUUACUAAAUGCAUUAUUGAUGUGAUGAGUCCAGACAUUACCCUUCGCUGGCUAGCUAUGGACGUAGCUAUUUUCACAACGUUAAAUCACCAACAUAACAUCGUGCACACUGAAUGUAACACUAGCUCAUCGUUAAGUUAUGUAAUAGUGCAACGAGCAAUGCCCUGCUUGUGUCACUGCAAAGACUCGCGUGUGUCCUGUUACAAAUUACUGCACUGAUUGUCGUUUUUCUCAAUACCCCUUCAUUUUUGUCAAAAACGAUUUGUCUAAUUUUAAGACAUAUAGGCAACUGCUGUCAAGUGGACUCGGACUUGACACAAGCCGGACUGUUCUUUAAGGGGUGAGAGGCAGGUGUCAUGACUGGGGCAGAGGAUGACAUCCCAUUGGGUGAAAGGAAGACAGUCACAGACUUCUGCUACCUACUGGACAAAUCCAAACAACUCUUCAAUGGCCUACGAGAUCUUCCUCAGUACAGGCACAAGCAGUGGCAGUCCUACUUCGGGCGCACCUUUGACGUCUACACCAAGCUGUGGAAGUUUCAGCAGCAGCACAGGCAGGUCCUGGAAAAUCGGCAUGGCCUGAAGAGAUGGCAGAUAGGGGAGGUGGCAUCCAAAAUAGGCCAGCUCUACUAUCACUACUACCUUCGUACCUCAGAAACAAGUUACCUGAAUGAAGCGUUCUCGUUCUACUCGGCCAUACGCCAACGGUCCUACUACUAUCAGGUCAACAAAGAGGAUAGGCCUGAGUUGGUAGUGAAGAAGCUCCGGUAUUAUGCCCGCUACAUAGUAGUCUGUUUACUUCUGAACAAGAUGGACCUAGUGAAGGUGCUGGUCAAGGAGCUGUCAGAGGAAAUUGAGGAAUAUACGCAGCGAUUCAACACAGAAGAUCAAUUAGAAUGGAAUCUGGUCUUACAGGAAGUGGCAGCUUUUUUGGAGGCAGACCCAGUUGUGGUGCUGAACAAUGAAAAUACUGUGGUCGUCAUAUCCAAUCGGCUACAGGAGGGGGGCAUGUCUCCGUUGGAACAGGGCAUGGUGGUUGGUCAGCUCACCCUGGCAGAUGCACUAAUCAUUGGCAACUGCAACAACCAGGUGAAGUUCAGUGAGCUAACCAUCGAUAUGUUCCGCAUUCUCCAAGCUUUGGAGCGGGAACCAGUCAACCUGGCUACAACGACAUCUAAACAUGGAACAUUGGCCCUUACCCGAUGUCUUCCUUCACAGGAACCCAGCGAGAAGCCAGCCAAGAGAGAGAACCCACACAAGUACCUGCUGUACAAGCCAACGUUCAGCCAGCUCUUCACCUUUUUGUCUGCCUCCUUUAAGGAGUUGCCAGUGAACAGUGUGCUGCUCGUCUAUCUUUCAGCUACUGGAGUCUUCCCUACUGGAUGCUUGGAUUAUGAGGGACCAUAUGACUUUGGAGGAGUCCUCACCAACACGAACCGUGAUGUGGUAAACGGGGAGACGGGGCAGAAAAGGAACCAAGCCCAAAAAGAGAUGCACUGCCUUCACCCUGGGGACUUGUUCCCUUUCACUCGGAAGCCUCUCUUUGUCAUUGUGGACUCCUCCAACAGCACAGCCUAUAAGAAUUUCACCAAUCUCUUUGGUCAGCCGCUGGUGUGUCUUCUAUCUCCCACAGUCUAUCCACAGAGCAUGCAAGACCAGUCCCAGCGCGGCAGCCUCUUCACACUCUUCCUGUACUGCCCCCUUCUGGCUUUCCUGUCCGUGUGUGGCCUGAGCAGCCUUCGCCAAGGAUUGUGGGAGAAGGCUGAGCAGUUUCUAUGCAAGGUGUUCCGUGACAUUGGCCAGAUGAUUACACACUCACGAGCUAUAGACCAAGCAUUUCUACAGUUCUACGGUGACGAGUUCCUUCGAUUGUUACUGAUCCGCUUUGUGUUCUGCUCGGCUACACUGAGAAUGCACAAGCUCUUCCAGGAGUCCAGGAGCUUCCCAGAAUCGUACCCUCAGCUCCCUAAACAGGACACGGUGGAGAGCAGCUUCCUGCGGAAGCACGUUCUGGAGCUGGCUGCCAUGUUGGAUGUGCAGCGCCUCUUUUGGGACGGAGCGCUGGACGUGAACUACUGACUUUUAGCUGACCAGCUAGUCACCACAACUUUACAAACACAGACCAACUACAGACACACAGACCACCACUAUACACACUCUCACAGGGGAGAGUCCUCAUCAUCUUUCAGAGGUAAUCAAGUCACUUGUUGAACACACUGCUAUAGUGUCUGUUUCUUUGGAACCCAAGACCCCCUUAUUUCCCCCACCUUAUGUAAAACUAUUUUUUUGCAUAUCAGCUAUAUUUAUUUUGAAUAGUCAUACAGCUACUUGUGGAAGUCAACAGUGCACCAUGCACAAUAAAAAACAUUAACAAGUCACCCAUCUACUUAAAUACACAUGAGAUGAGCAUGUAUGUCCGUGUUACUCAUAAAAACAAACUCAACUCAAAGGAGCACGUGGUGUAGCUAUUUUAGUCUGAGGGCAGCAGGAGGACACAUGAAGAUAUCAAGGGAUUUUAAACUUAAAAAGAUGGAAAAUAGAUUAACGUAGUUUUACGACCGCACUGCCUGCAAUUGGUUCACUGCAAAUUGACUUCAAUGCUGUAGGGAAGUCUCCUCUUCUAUGUGUCCUUUCUGUAAAACUGAGGCCUGGAGGGGUCAACUAACAGAUGUCUAUGCAGACCCCAAUGAACAGUUUAGCCCUUUCUAGAAACCGCCCCUACUACGUAGGCACUAGCUCCUACUCUCUAGGUACUAACAUAGGGUGGUGGGGCAGUCAGCGGCUCUGGGUCUGCAAACAUGUCAGCUCCUGUAGUGCAGUGACUGGGCAAGCGGGUGGUCACUAAUCUAUUUUCACUGUCUGUUACUCCUUGUAUCAUAGGACAUUUUCAGACUGGGUUUAACAUGGGUAUAGGCUUAAGCACCCCGCAGGUACACAGAUACCCACCCUCACACAGGCUAAAAAGAAAAACCUUGCCCAAUCAUCUGCUUUUUCAAAGAAUUCACUUGAGGAACCAGGGUGGCUCUUUUCAAAGAUUUUCCUUUGGCCUUGAUUGGAUUUCAUAAUAUGUUGGCAGCAUAUCUUGUGAGACUCUUGCAUUGUAGGGUUGGAAGCGGCCUCUUUCCCUUUGAUGUAGCCUAUAUGUUUUGGGAAAUGCAUCUCAAUAGUCAUACGUAUUCUUUCCUUUACCUGCACUCUCCUGACCAGUUCUUUCAGACCAGUGGGAAUUAAGUAAUAUUCUAUUGAGAUUCACCGCUCCUGAUUCAAAAUCUGUUGGCUUCUGGGAAAUGUACGACUUACAGAGGCCCUGUGUCAUUCUUCAUUCCUAAGCCCCCAUAAUGAUGUGUUUAAGUGGAUUUCUGAAGCAUGAUGGUUUACUGGAGAGAGUACAUGCUGCUUUUUUCCCCCCUCUUUCUUUGCAUGGCUUCUCAGUAUUAUUGUCCAUAGAGUUUACUCAGUCGAGUUCAUGUUAGCCUGAUAGCAGAUGAGUUCCAGCAUUAGCUGUGCAGUCUGUGCCCUGCAUGGCAUCAAGCAUAGUCUUGUUUCCUUAUAUUGAUGGGGGCUUGAAGAAAUGGAAACGGCUAGUGCUGAAACAGACCCCCAGGCUAUCAGUUUUAAGUACAUGUGUGUGUGAUGAUGAACAAAGAUGGCCAAACACAUUCUGUUUUCGUAUUUACUGAGAUUUUUAUUUAUUUAUGUGUAUAUUUAUGUAUAAUUGAAAAUAACAGUAUGUAAUAGAGAGAUGUUUGUCUUUUCUACAUAUGUCAUAUAGUUUAUUGUAUUAACUGUGAAAAAGAUAUCCUGUUAGCAUAGCAAUUUAAUGAAUGAACUACACAUUCUCUAAUCCGGGUUGUUUUGGUCAAGUUCAGCCAGCAUACAUUCCAAGGACAUGGGGAGAGCCAGGGGAAAACUGACAUUUCUUCCCAUUGUAGCAUUGACUGCAAAAGUGGAUCAUUUCAACAUGGGAAAUACUACUCCCCGUGGCAGUUAUAUUUUUGUUUAUUUGUUGACAUUUAUGAUGAUAUCAAUUGUAUCCUUGCACUUUACUGUAUUGAAUGAUGAUCUAAUCUCAUUUGCCGUGCUGUCGGUUAAAAAGACAUGCCAGACCAUCCAUUCCAUUGUUCCCUAUGCCAGGGGUUCCCAAACUUUUUUGGUCCGGGACUACUUGUGAUAGCAAAUUCAUCAGGGACCCCUUCAAAAUCAGAACAUGACUCUGACUUUAGACUGCGUUUAAAAAUGGCAUACAAGGAGUUUUACUAUGACUUCUGCAGCAGAUGGCUAACCAAGUCUCGGGCCCUGGGAAAUUACAUUUGAGUCCACAUUUUGACCUUUUAAAUCUUAAUGACAGUGCAUACGUAUUUUUUUUUUUAAAGAAUAGAGUUGAAAACUAGAUCAUUAAUGGAGUACUGUGGAUCCCUGUGAGCUUCCCAGGCCCUGUUGUGCAUUUAAGGACUAGAUUCAAUCCGUAUUGCAGAAGAUUCAUAAUAAAAAUGGUGCCGACAGAGA
This is a messenger RNA of Oncorhynchus kisutch (coho salmon), 5086 nucleotides long. RefSeq names its product protein SCAI-like. The transcript has 17 exons. The coding region runs from base 938 to 2659 and encodes 573 amino acids. Gene Ontology annotation, biological process: DNA-templated transcription. Gene Ontology annotation, molecular function: transcription corepressor activity. The record is from RefSeq and is a predicted model, not a curated record. NCBI's taxonomy places the organism in Eukaryota, Metazoa, Chordata, Actinopteri, Salmoniformes, Salmonidae.